Molecule: messenger RNA, 1029 nt
Organism: Brassica rapa (field mustard)
Lineage: Eukaryota; Viridiplantae; Streptophyta; Magnoliopsida; Brassicales; Brassicaceae
Source: RefSeq, a predicted model, not a curated record
AUGGGAGACAAUAACAAUUCUCAAGGACGUGAUAAAGGUCUUGAGAUGAAGAAGGACAUACGAUGUCCGAUGCUAUCAUCGACCAACUACACCGUAUGGUCGAUGCGAAUGAAAGUGAUGCUUCGUUUAUACGAUGUUUGGGAUACGAUUGAUCCAGGGAGCGAUGAUGCAAAGAAGAACAAUAUGGCGAUUGCUCUAAUCUUUCAAUCAGUCCCGGAAGUGCUAAUACUUCAGAUAGGAGAACAUGAUACAUUGAAGAAGAUUUUGGAAGCUAUCAAAUGCCGUAACCUGGGUGCUGAUCGCGUGAGAGAAGCAAGGAAAAAGUUUAGGCUUAGCAUCGAGAGCAGCCGCGUUAGGAGAGAUAAUGGAAGAAUCGAAGAUGUUAAAGAAGUUUCUGAAGGGACUUCCAAGAACGAAGUUCAUUCACAUCAUAGCUUUGUGGGAACAAGUGCUGGAUCUAAAUUCAACGGGAAUGAUACACAAGGUCGUGGAAGCCAUAACAACUCGCGAGGAAGAGGCAGAGGUAGAAGUUAUGGUGGAAGAGGAAGAGGACGAGGAAGGUCUAAUGGUUCUGAUGGUCAUAACAAAGGAGGAGAAGCUUCGGACACGACAAAGAAGGACUACUCUAAAGUUAAAUGUUGGAGAGGCGACAAGAUGGGGCACUUCGUGUCACAUUGUCCUAGACGACCAAAAGAAGAAGCUAACCUAACGGAAACACAAGAAUCAGAUGCAUUAUAUAUGCACGAAGUUGUAUUCCUCAACGAAGAGAGAGUGUUCCUUAAGAGGUUGGACGAGUGUGAUGGAAAUACGAGUAUAUGGUACCUUGACAAUGGUGCAAGUAAACAUAUGACAGGCAAGAGAGAGUUCUUCUCAAACCUAGACGAGAGCAUCAAAGGCAAAGUCAAAUUUGGCGAUGUUUCAUACGUCAAAAUUGUCGGGAGAGGUGUGAUUACUUUCGUUGGGAAACAGGGGAGAGAAGAGCACUCAAAUAUAUCUACUACAUCCCAAGUCUUAAACACAAUCUCAUAA